AUGGAUCACGGCCACAUGGAUCACGGCCACAUGGACCACGACAUGCCCGGCAUGGACCAGGGUCACAAGUGCAACAUGAACAUGCUGUUCACUUGGGACACGACCGACCUCUGCAUCGUUUUCCGCAGCUGGCACGUCAGCGGCACCUUCUCGCUCGUCGUUGCCCUCGUCGGCAUCAUCCUGCUCACUGCCGGUUACGAGGCAGUGCGCGAGGCGUCUCGGCGGUACGAAGCUCACUCGAGCAAGGCGCUUGAGGGACGGCGAGGUGGUGACGAUCUUCGAGUCCAACGCGCGAAAGAUGUGCACACGACCGAUGAAUCGAGCUCAUUGCUUCACUCAGGAAGAAAUGCGGGGAGCAACGCGGAGCGGCAGGCCAAGCUUGUCAAGGCGGCGCUGUAUGCUGUGCAAGUCUUCUAUUCAUUCUUCAUCAUGUUGUUGUUCAUGACAUACAAUGGCUGGAUCAUGCUGGCUGUUGCUGUUGGAGCAUUUGUCGGUUACUUGCUCUUUGCAAACUCGAGCCCUACGAGGUCGGCUGCUUGCCACUAG
Didymella exigua CBS 183.55 is the source of this 546-nucleotide messenger RNA. Its product is annotated as Ctr copper transporter. The record is from RefSeq and is a predicted model, not a curated record. The transcript is spliced from 4 exons. Gene Ontology annotation, biological process: copper ion transmembrane transport. The coding region runs from base 1 to 546 and encodes 181 amino acids. Gene Ontology annotation, cellular component: membrane. Lineage: Eukaryota; Fungi; Ascomycota; Dothideomycetes; Pleosporales; Didymellaceae. Gene Ontology annotation, molecular function: copper ion transmembrane transporter activity.